Symbiodinium necroappetens is the source of this 1464-nucleotide messenger RNA. The record is from the annotation of a GenBank genome assembly. NCBI's taxonomy places the organism in Eukaryota, Dinophyceae, Suessiales, Symbiodiniaceae.
AUGGCUUGUGCCCCUGCCGAGAAGUGCCGGAACGCUGCAAUGUUCCAUUUCUUUCGCAUUCUCAUGCGUGCUUCCUUUGCGGUUGCGGUCACAGACCUUCCGGAGUUCCGAGAACCCUGCAAGCCCCGUGUGGUGCUGAAGGCUCUACAGCACCUUCGCGGUUUUGACCUGACCUCGGCUACCCUUUGUGAUGACUGUGACCAGACUUUGCCGCGCAAUGACUCAGACGUGCUUGUAGCUCUCCAUGACAUUUGCUGUGGUUGCUUUUCUGGCUAUACCGCCCUCUUGGCAAACUUGCACGCCCACAUGUUGAGUUUGAAGGCAGAUCUGCAAACAGACUACCACAAGCUGUUAAAUGUCACUGAGACCAUAUGGAACCACCGUGUCAAACUGCGUCGUGGGCCUGGCUACGGGAAAGCUCGAAGGGCUUUGCACGAACUGUUUGGGGGCGCUCAGACGAGGCUGUGGCACACCGGGCAUAUAGCACUCAGCAUCAUCGACGGAUCAGCCACUGCAUACUCGCCCAGUACUGUUGCACUUGACAUUUACCUCCACUUCAAACGGGCAGAAACUGAACCUGCCUACGAUCUGCUGGUGCAAAGCCAAAACCUUUGCUUGCCAAAUGUGUUUCAAAGCAAGUGUGAGCAGAAGCAUUUACCCAUCUUCGAAAACUUUCCAGCUGUGGCCGGGCCGGGCCAAGAAGGCUUCAUGCUAGACUUCCUCGGUGUGUCGAUGCCCAUCCACGUCGACUGCGAGCACUCCUCACUUCACUUGUUUGCGCCAGGCAGAUCCAUGCCAUGUGAGUAUCUGAAGUCAGGGAAAACUCUUCCCCGGACAUGGCCGAUGCUCGAUGAAGAGUAUUUGGAGUGGGCGGACAGCCUGACCGUUGCUUUCCGAGCAGCAAAAGCUGCUCGCCCAUUCCGAAUGGCAGAGCUGGGCAGUGGGGCCUUUGGAAUUUGGGCGAUGCGUGCAGCAAAGGCCUUUGCGAAAUUUGCAGCGCCCGACGUCCCCUGCAUGCUGUUGCUUGUGGAACCUUUUGCAAUGGGAGAUGGAUCUGAGUUGCAGACACAUGUGGCAAUGAACUUACCGCCUGGGCGCUGUGAGUUCGCAGUGCACACUGAUCUUCUGGAAACUGGAGCACAGCUGAAGACUUUGCUAGGCAAUACAGAAACCUGGGACCUGGUUGACAUUGACAUCGAAGGCGCCGAGAUGACCUUGCUGCCGGACAUGUUCAGCUGGUUGUCCAUGCGAGUUCGGAGGUUGCACAUUUCGACACAUUCUCGAGAGAUUCAUUGGACGCUCCUAGAGUUGAUGCAACGCAGCUGGCAUGUUGCAGCGCACUACCCAACGCAGACUGCGAUCGGCCUCCGAGACCUGGGUUUGGGGGAGUUCAUGACAAUGGACGGCCACAUCAGUGCCGUGACGCGCUCCCCGCUCCUCGCCGGGCCUCCCGGAUGGUCAUGA